AUGGCUGCGCUGGGGUUUAGUCCAAGAGAGUGGUCACUGCAGUCUCUCAGGAAGAUAAAAAAUCCGGGGCAGAGGUGAGGUGGAAAAGCCCACCAUCCAUCUCUACACCCUUGCAGAGAUUCAGUCUGAGGUCCAGGCACCCUACAGCAUCCCCUCUGCAGUCCUCAGAGCCCCCACCCCGACCUCUGCCAUCCCUCUGGGAGGCUCUGAGGCAAAGGGAGGGCCUGUGGGGUGGGGUGGGGUGGAGACACCUGCCGGAGGGCCACGCGUGGGGCACAGGAGCGCUGCUGCAGCCUGUGCCGAGGAGGCUGAGGAACAGAAGAUCCAGGGCCCCCCGGCCCUUGCCAUCACUGCUUGUCACACGAGGCAGUCAUGAACACCGAGUCCCUGCUCCCCUACCACACGGCCCAGAGCGGCUCGGGAGUGGGCAUGUUCAACACCACCAUGGGGAAGCUGCAGCGACAACUGCACAAGGGAGAAUACGACAUAUUCAAGUAUGCGCCUAUUUUUGAAAGCGACUUUAUCCAGAUUACCAAGAGGGGAGAAGUCAUCGACGUGCACAACCGGGUGAGAAUGGUGACGGUGGGCAUCGCAUCCACCAGCCCGAUCCUGCCGCUCCCGGACGUCAUGCUGCUGGCCCGGCCGGCGGCGGGCUGCGAGGAGCACGGGCGCGGCCAGGCCGCCAAGGGCAAAGGCCGCAAGGCUGCAAAGGCCUUGGAGCUCACCAGGCUCCUUCCCCUGAAGUUCGUGAGGAUCUCCAUUCACGACCGUGAGAAACAGCAGCUGCGCCUCAAGUUCGCCACGGGCCGCUCGUGCUACCUGCAGCUGAGCCCGCCUCUGCACGGGCGGGAAGACCUCUUCGCCCACUGGGAAAAGCUCAUCUACCUCCUGCGGCCACCGGUGGACAGUAACAGCAGCACCUACGCCAUCCCGGCGGGGGACAUGCUGUGCAUGCCCGAGUUUGAGGAAGAGGACGGGAGGAGCGCGGCAGGGGCCGAUUUCCAAGGGAAAGGGGAUCAGGACCAGGUCAGCAUCCGGAGCCUCCACGUGGUCUCCGAGGUGGCCGGGGCCACCUCUGCCGCUUUUGCUGGCGGGGAGGGGCCCCCUCGGGACGCCCACAAACCCUCCCGGAGCACGCACGCUGCAGAGCUCGCCCUGGGGUCGGCGGCAGGUGCAACGGCGGCGGCGGCGGCGGCGGGGACAGCGGCGGGGUUCGCGGCGGCGAUCGCGGCCGGCACCGCGGCAGGUGCACUGGGCGUGGCCAUCACCAAGCCUGGGGGCGCCCCCAGCGCGUCCCCCAAGAGCGCGGCAGCGGCCGUGGCAGGUGCCGCCAAGACCCCGGGGUUUCCUUCGGACUCGUCCACCAGCCUCUCCCCGGAGCCCAGCAAGGCCCUGGCGUUCGCCGGGGCGGCGGGAGAGGCGGCGCAGGACGCGGCGGCGGCCCGGCUCACCCAGGCGCGCAGGGCGGGCGGCGCGGCGGAGCCGGCGGGGAGGGGCCGCGGGCGCCGCAGGGAGCGGAGGGAGCGCCGCGAGAAGGAGCGGGCCCGCCGCGGGUCGCGCCGCCGCAGGCCCGCCGACAGCCGCCACAAGGCCUCGGGGGACAAGGGCCCCCGGAAAGCCUCCAGCCGGGCCUCCGCCGGCCGCAGGGCCGCGCGCGAGGACCAGGAGCGGGGCCGCCGCAGCCCCGGGGACGCCCGGCGCGCGCAGCCCUCGGGCGGCCACGCCCCCGCGGCCACGGAGUCCCGGACCUCGCACAGGUCGGGGCGCAGCGCGUCCACCGCCAGCUCGGGCUCCGCCCGCAAGAGGCUCAGCAGGAUCGGCGUGUUCCUGAGGAACGUCAGGGCCAACCUCGCGACGCGCACCGUGGCCUCCGCGCGCCGCCGAGGCGUGGACGCGCUGGCCAAGACCGCGGAGGGGGGCGGCAUGGAGGCCAUCCUCGAGGCCGCGGAGAGCGGCCAGCUGGCGGGCGCGGGGAGCGGGACACACGGCAUCCUGGAGACAGUGACCUUCGGAGCCCAUUCGUAGGACCCAGAGCUUUCGGCAGCUGCACAGGGCAGCGGGGCUCGGGGGAAUACCCCCACCCCGGAGACCCCAUUCCAGCUUUCCUCCCUGCAGUUGAAAUUAAAAAAAAAAAAAAAUUAAAAAAAA
Messenger RNA from Canis lupus familiaris (dog), 2148 nucleotides. It is a transcript of the gene GARIN4, whose product is annotated as family with sequence similarity 71 member A. The transcript has a single exon. Gene Ontology annotation, cellular component: nucleus. Lineage: Eukaryota; Metazoa; Chordata; Mammalia; Carnivora; Canidae. The coding region runs from base 373 to 2025 and encodes 550 amino acids. The record is from RefSeq and is a predicted model, not a curated record.